Lotus japonicus is the source of this 774-nucleotide messenger RNA. RefSeq lists its product as uncharacterized. The record is from RefSeq and is a predicted model, not a curated record. Bases 1 to 774 code for a protein of 257 amino acids. Lineage: Eukaryota; Viridiplantae; Streptophyta; Magnoliopsida; Fabales; Fabaceae. The transcript has a single exon.
AUGAAAUGGAAGUUGGUUAGAGAAUGUGGAAGUUGGGAUAGAGGAAGGUGGCAGUGGAAGCUCAUUUGGCGGCGACCUUUGCUUGGGCGGGAAUUGAUUUGGGAACAGGCUUUGCUCCAUGAGAUUUCACUGGUUCAACUACAUGAGGGUGUCCCUGAUGGUUGGAUAUGGCUGCCAAAUACUGAUGGUUUAUUCUCUGUUCAAUCUGCAUAUCUUUUCUUGCAGGAAUCAGAUUUGCCCGAGGCAGAUCCGGUGUUUAUAUCAGUCUGGACUUCUUUUGCUCCCUCUAACGUCAAAGGGUUCGCUUGGCGAGUGUUGUUGGACCGCAUUGCAUGUAGGGAAAAUUUACUGAAGCGCCGAGUCAUUGCAUCCAUAUCUGAUGCUUCUUGUGUUUUCUGCAACUCUCAUCUGGAAUCAAGUUUCCAUGUUUUAUUUUCAUGCCCAUUUUCUAUGCAAAUUUGGCAAGGUUGCUUCCAGUGGUUGGGUUGCUCUCUCUUUCAGUCAAACACCAUUCGGGAGCACUUUUUUCAAUUCAGGUUUGGUACAAAUAAAUUGCAGCAGCGCCUUUCACACUCUAUUUGGCUAGCUGCUAUUUGGUCACUGUGGCUAGUCCGGAAUGAUAUCUUUUUCCGAGGAGGAACAGCAGCUAUAGAGGUUGUUCUUGAGAGCAUCAAGCGUCGAUCAUGGCAGUGGAAUAAGGCAAACAUGCGGGGGUUUAGCUAUUCCUCAUCUGAUUGGUUUUUAAAUCCUCAUCUCUGCAUUGUUGGGUCCUAG